Molecule: messenger RNA, 1499 nt
Organism: Patiria miniata (bat star)
Lineage: Eukaryota; Metazoa; Echinodermata; Asteroidea; Valvatida; Asterinidae
Product: calumenin-like
Exons: 6
Coding region: 238-1218 (326 amino acids)
Cellular component (GO): endoplasmic reticulum
Molecular function (GO): calcium ion binding
Source: RefSeq, a predicted model, not a curated record
CAUGAAACAUGACCUGUCAACUAUCCACGUCUGCACGUCGGCGAGGUAUAAAUUCCAGAACCGCCUCUCGCGAAAUCGUCAGUAAAUUCAUGCAAUCUUCACUUGCUGUACUCACGUAACAUUUUGCUUAUUACAUUUCUAAAAGGUGCAGGCAUCUUUUAAGAGAAUUAAUAGCUGCAACUCAGGUUCCGUUUUGUAUUUAUUCACGCCAUAACUUGCCGUAAACAGACUGAAAAAAUGAAGUGUCUCGCAUACGCAUCUCUCGUGUGUUUGUUGCUGGUGGUGACUUUCGCCAAACCGGCUGAAAAGCAAGACGAAAACCAGAGCAAACGAGUGAAAGAAGUAAAGCUCAGCGACGAAGAACAUUUUGAAGGGAAGGAACACAACGUUGACUACGAUCACGAUGCUUUUCUUGGAGAAGAGGAGGCGAAAACAUUUCAGAAUUUGAGUCCGGAUGAGAGCAGAAAAAGGCUCGGAAUGAUUGUAGACAAAAUUGAUGAAGAUAAAGACGGCUUUGUCACUGAGGAUGAAUUGAAGAAAUGGAUCGAACACCAACAGCAUAAGUACGACUAUGACGAUUCGGCAAUGCAUUGGAAAAAUCGUAACCCAGACCUCGACGACAAAAUGUCGUGGGAGGAGUACAAUGCGACGACCUAUAGUAACCUGGCCGAGGAGGAACUAGUCAAACUGCCCGAGAACGAACGCAUGGAUUUUGCCAAGAUGGUGCGACGCGACAAGGCGCGAUGGGCCAGCGCCGACGAGAACAAAGACGGCGUGCUGUCCCGGGAGGAGUUCACCGCCUUCCUCCAUCCGGAGAACUAUGACAGGAUGCGGGAGGUCGUCGUGCUGGAAACCCUGGAAGACGUGGAUAAAAAUGGAGACGGGCAGAUUUCCUUGGAGGAAUACAUCGGCGAUAUGUACAGAGAGAACAAUGAUGGCGCCGAGGAGCCGGAAUGGGUGAAGACUGAGCGCGAGCAGUUCUCCCAGUUCCGCGACAAGAAUCACGACGGUUUCAUGGACCUGCAAGAAGUAGGCGAGUGGAUCCUACCGACGGAAUACGACCACGUAGAAGCCGAGGCUAAACAUCUCAUAUUUGACUCUGAUAAAGAUAAGGACAAGAAGUUGACCAAACAGGAGAUUAUCGACAACUACGACCUGUUUGUUGGCAGCCAGGCUACCAACUAUGGCGAGAGCCUGCAGAGACAUGACGAGUUCUAAGCAGGGUAGCCUGUCUACCAUACACCCACUUGCUGUUGGUAACUAAUCACGUCGGUGCCAAACACAUCCUGAAAAAGUACAUGUCGGACCUAAGUCUUAGAUAGUGGUAGUUUGUAGAAAUAGUACAUGAAGACAGGAGUUUUCUUUUUAGUGAUCCACAGAAUUCAGAGCAAUAAACAACAAAGAGUGAGUUGAUCAACCAUAAAUUGACACAUUUUAAACACCAUUAUGGACUUUUUGUUGUUUUGCAACAGGUAUAAGAUUGUGGUGCUACGAAUUAU